UCAGCUCAAGUACAUCAACUGUGAUCAUAGAUGAGGUCUAUAGCAAGAGACAAAGAAUCGAGGAUACACGUGAUCGUGAUGCUGCGUCUGCCAAACAGUUGAUUGAAGCUGUGCUGAGAGGCAAAUCCGGAGGUGAAGAAGUACUACAGGAGUACCAAACAACAGAAACCCUGACAGAUGCUGCAAGAAGACAAAUGGUUAACAUCCUGGUGGCUCACAUGAUUGACAAUCAUGGGCACCUUCCCACUAAAGAAACCAGAGAGGAUUAUGCACAUGGGAUAGUGAUGCUGUUCCCUUCCCUCAGGGAUCCAUAUUCCAAGAAGGGCUAUGAACACUUCUAUGAUUCUGCAAGCAGCACAGGAUACAUUUCUUGGCGUCUGAAAACAGUCCAGAGGAAGAUUCGUCAAGGAUCUGCAGUGCCACCAAAUAGCGCUAUUUGCUUUUCUCCAGGAGGCCCAAAUUUCAAAAGAACUGUUCAUGUUGAAAGGCAGCUUGAUGGUGAUGCUUGCCAAGAGGCCAUGUCUUUGCUCAACCAUACCACAGACAAUUCCCUGAUUUUCCAGAAGAUGAGAGAGACCUUUCUGCACCGUCAGAAGCUCGUUAAUGACCCAGGCAGAAGUGUUGAUAUCCUCUCCAGCUUCCCAAGAUUCCUGGAUACAAAAGGAUUGGUGGACCAAGACUUCACUCUCCUAUUUGAUGAUGACACAUCCUCCAGGCUUCUUCAGAAAUGGGAUUUGUUCUUCAAGCCAAAUGUCAUAAAAGAGGCUAAGCAGCUCACUUCAACACCAGAGUUGCGUCACUUGGUGCAGUCAGCAGAAAGUCCCCAAGGAGAUGAUCUUGAUGAGGAAACAACCUACGACCAAGAAAUGGCCUCUCUGUUGUUGCUGUUACAUCUCCUUCCACCACCUCCAGGGGGACUGAAAUCUCCCAAAAUUAGUGCAUCUGAUGCAGUUGAGAGACUUGUUGUCUUUCAUAAGUCAUGCUGCAGUUUGGAGGAGCAUCUCCGCAACCAGCAGGGUCGACAGCCAUACCUCCUUGCAGUCGGGCGUCAGAAGAGCAAGAUUGACAGCUUCUACAUCACCAUGGAUAAACAUCUCAUCCCAUGCAAGGCAAUCCGCUUCCUCGGGGCAUGCGAUGAACUUUUCAAAGCACAUUUUGUGUUUAAUUUGUCUUACGAUGUGGCACUAGUGAAUUUUUACACGUUCCUGUAUAACAUUGAUGUGGGGAAAAUGAAGGAUUCGCCCAGACUUAGAGAAUUGAGAGCGAGACUGCUUAACCAUCCAGUAGCACUUACACCCUGUGAAUAAGAAGCUAUAACAAUGCUGACCUGUUUCAUGUGUCAGAAAAAUUAUCCUAGCAGUCAGCAGUUGAUUUCACAUUUAAGAGUUGAACAUGGUUACUAUCCUGGACCCAAGUUCAAAUUGUUUUGUUCUCAGCAAAGUUGUAGGCAUCAGUUCCUGACAUAUGCAGGUUUUCGGAAGCACCUUAAUAGUGUUCAUAGCAAUGUUCAGCAAAUUGCUCAAACUGUUUCAUGUUCAUUUAGUGAGUCAGUUGCUACUUCAUUUCAGGCACAUGCUUUGGAGUACCAAUUUAACCCACAAAAUCAAUGUAGCUCUUCCAAUGAUUCAGGAAUAACUAAAGAUCCAACUAAAGAAAUGUGUGCAUCCAUCGUGGCCAAAUUACAGGGGAGUGGGAUUUCCAACAGUUUGGUAUCCUCAAUUGUAGGAGAUUUGGAGGAACUAACAAGUGAGCUUCGCUCACAAGCAAAGCAUACAGCUAUUUCUGCUUUACCUAUAACUGACCCCAACAUAUCUGUGAUAAAUGAAUCUUUUAAAAAUUAUGAAAACCCAUUCACAAAUUUGAAUACAGAAUGGAAACGAAAUAAAUACUUCAACCAAAAAUGCGUUGUCGAGCCAAUAGAAAUAACCCUGGGAGUGAGAUAUGACAACAGGAGAAAUCCGAAAUCUGGUGCUUAUGAUCAAGUACCUGUGAAGGAUACUUUUAUAUAUGUGCCGAUUUUAGAAACAUUGAAGUUCAUGUGCAGAAAUCCAGACAUUUGUGUUUUGCUAAAGAGAGAAUAUAGAUCAGAGCCUGACACUUAUACUGACUUUUUUGAUGGAAGUUAUUUUAAAACUCACCCUUUGUUUACAGCUAAUAGACAUGCAUUACAAAUUCUACUAUACUAUGAUGAUUUUGAAACAGCCAAUCCCCUUGGCUCCAAACGAGGAAUUCACAAAAUUGUCUUUAUUUCGUUUUAAGAAACUUGCCCCCAAAAUUUAAUUCGGUUUUGAUGAACAUUCACUUGGUAUCCCUUUUUCACACGCAAGAUCUGCGCAAAUAUGGUUUUGAUGUUAUACUAGAACCGUUGAUAAAUGAUAUGAAAAAACUAGAAAGCCAAGGGCUAAGUCUUCCAUUUUCGGAUGAGCAGGUAUAUGGUACAAUCUGUCAGAUCACUGGAGAUAAUUUAGGGAUGCACACAAUUCUUGGUUUUAAUUAAUCAUUCAGUAGCCGUCAUUUCUGUCGCCUUUGUUUGAUUGAGAAGAAUGACUGUCAAACGGUAUUCAGUGAGGAUGAUCCUAAGGUGAUCCUUCGUGGAAAAGAUGUGUUUGAAAUGCAUUGCCAGUCUCUCCAGGAAAACCCACAAUUGAAGUCAAUGUACGGAUUGAAAAAAAUAUCGACACUUAAUUCAUUGAUGUAUUUCCAUGUUUGUAAUAACUAUUCAUUUGAUAUCAUGCAUGAUCUUCUUGAGGGAGUGGUUCAGUAUGAGAUCAAAUUGCUUUUUGGUUAUCUCACACAACACUUUGUGUCAGAACAGGACUUGCUUUCCAGAAUAUAUGGAUUUGAUUAUGGAUUUCUAGAACGAAAAAAUCGUCCUACAAAGAUUAUUUUGGAGAGUGCUGGCAAUUGCAUUAGUUUGAAUUCUAUUCAAACAUUAUGUCUUGUUAAAAACAUCCCACUGUUGUUUGGUGACAUUAUUCCUGCAGGAAACCAAAACUGGAAUUUGUUACUGUUGUUACUUAAAAUAAUUAACAUCGUUUUUUCACCUUCUCUCACUCUAGGUAUGACAAUAUAUUUGAAGCAUUUGAUUAUUGACCACCACAAGUUAUUUAAGCACUUGUAUCCACAUAGAAACUUGAUACCUAAGCAUCAUUUUAUGAUCCAUUACCCAUCUUCUAUAAGGAAAAUUGGCCCCUUAUUGCAUACGUGGUGUAUGAGGUUUGAGGCCAAACACAAGAUGUUUAAAAAUUAUUUUAAAAAAUUCAAAAACAUAACUAAAUCACUCGCUAAAAAGCAUCAGAUGGCCAUUGCUUCACACUGGGAAACCUUCCCCCUCAAACAAAAUGAGUAUGGGCCAAUUAAAUCUUAUCACUUCGUAGAUGAGAAUGUGGUCAACAAGGAAAUGCUUGAAACGAUCUUGUCAAAAGAUGUUUUCUCAACAAGUUGGGUUAAAGUUGAUGGUAUCGAGUAUAAAGCGGGAUUAGUUAUUUGCAGUGCAAUGGAGGAAGACAUGCCAGUCUUUUGUCAAAUAAGUGAAAUACUUUUGGUUGGAGAUCACGUUAUUUUUUUGUCUAAUAAGCUAUUUACAGAGAAUUUUGAUGAACAUCAUCAUGCAUUCAAAGUUGUGCGAAGUGUGGAAAGAUGUCUUUUAAAAAUGUCUGAGAUUGGAUUUGAUAAACCUUUUGAUAUUCAAAGCUCAUACAAUGUUUUAGAUGAAAGUUUGUAUAUUAUACCUUCAUUCACAAUGUUGUAAUUAAACUGACUGCAAGGAAGAAUUGGCACAAAUAAAUUAUUUGAAA
Messenger RNA from Gadus macrocephalus (Pacific cod), 3797 nucleotides. RefSeq lists its product as uncharacterized. The record is from RefSeq and is a predicted model, not a curated record. NCBI's taxonomy places the organism in Eukaryota, Metazoa, Chordata, Actinopteri, Gadiformes, Gadidae. The transcript has 7 exons. Bases 195 to 1307 code for a protein of 370 amino acids.